Mercenaria mercenaria is the source of this 1550-nucleotide messenger RNA. RefSeq lists its product as uncharacterized. NCBI's taxonomy places the organism in Eukaryota, Metazoa, Mollusca, Bivalvia, Venerida, Veneridae. Bases 246 to 1436 code for a protein of 396 amino acids. The record is from RefSeq and is a predicted model, not a curated record. The transcript is spliced from 8 exons.
AUAAGUAUGUAUACAGAAACACUCAAUUCUUAAAUCAGAUUCCGAGAGAAACAAAGAGCUUUGGUACAAGUGUCUGCGGAACGAUCGCCAUUCUGGAAUUAUAUCGAGCACAAAGAGCUAUAGCGAACUAUCUUGAACUAGCAUACAUUCAUCUGUUUGACCAUCCGGAUGCUGCUGAAGAGGUGGAAAGGACAGCCAGUGUUGCUAACAAACUGCAUGUAUCGUCUAAAACCUUAAUAGGAAAUAUGCAAAAUUUUGCCAACACCGUUAAAGGAAAACUGUGGCUUCUGUCUGAUGCAAUUUCUGUACAGAAUGCGAAGUUGCUUGAACUGGCAUUGAAAGAGAUCAUGCCCGUGGUAUCUGAAAUGGAAAAAGGGACAAAAGAGUUGCAGCAUAGCUACACACAAAUGCACACGUCCAUACACAGAAAUAUUGAACUCUGUAAACGUAUCAGAAGGAACUACAUGCCGAAAGAAGGACGCUUACGUGAGCAGCAGCUACAAGACUUAACUGAGAGUGCACAAGAGGAGCUGCUUGAAGAGAACCAAAUAAUGCACGGAAAUUUGAGGAAACUCAAGAGAAACACGUCAAUAAUAUUGGAUACAGAGGAGGGAGAGCUGUCAGCUGAUGUGGAUGACUUAACAACUGAUAUUGACAACCUGGCAGUCCGGGAUGAAGAAGGAAGGGUCAAACAAGAUACAAAAUAUAAUGUUAUAUCGGUCAAACAUUCUGCGGUCGGUGAAGGCUCGUUUGGAGAGGACUCUGGGAGAAUCAUACAACAUGAAGUUAUCAAUGAAAGCAUACUGGUGUCGACGCUACAACCAAGGACCGCGAUGACAGGUGGAAUACGAGAAACGGCAUUCGGAAAGCGAAGUCAUCCUAACGUAUUUGAUACGUUCCGAUACGAAUCAAUGGAGUGUUUAAAGAAGUUGUUUUAUGAUUCUGAUAAUCCCAAUGUGUCAUUUCGUGCAACCCGUGUUAUAGACCGAAUGUACAGACGUAACACAGGGGCCCUUGUUAGGCUAAAGACGGUGGCGCAAACAGACGGUCUCGAAGAUGUAGAAAGUCUGCGAGAAGUAUAUGCACAACUGCGAUACAUUGAUACACAACUUGGGAGGCUCAUCAAUUGUUUGUCCGAUACGAAAACGGCAAUGGAAGUCACCUUGGAAACACUAUCUACAGAUCAUUCAAAGCUGAAUGUUUCUCUUUUCAGCUUCAUAGAACUAAACUACAGUCUAGGCUUGGAAUGGUGUUGGUUUGAAAGCUUAUGCACGAAUUACAGAAAUGAAAGCGAUUUACAGAUGAAACAGUUGUAUGAUUUUCUGAAGUACCCAGUCAAUAAAAUGUCCAACGAAGAGCGCCUAGCGCGCAAACAGCGACUUUUCACAAAUAUUGAAGACGAAAUAAGGAACAGUCUUCCCAAAGAAAGGGAUUAGGACAAGGAAACCUAUAUUUUGCCAUUGUUGUUAUGAACUGCAACACGCAUUUUGAUUAUUUUCUUGUUUUUACGUGCCAUGCUAUUAAAGUAAAUAGAUUUAUCCUUUCAAGAU